Ostreococcus tauri is the source of this 1008-nucleotide messenger RNA. RefSeq names its product P-loop containing nucleoside triphosphate hydrolase. NCBI's taxonomy places the organism in Eukaryota, Viridiplantae, Chlorophyta, Mamiellophyceae, Mamiellales, Bathycoccaceae. The coding region runs from base 1 to 1008 and encodes 335 amino acids. The record is from RefSeq and is a predicted model, not a curated record. Gene Ontology annotation, molecular function: GTP binding. The transcript has 2 exons.
AUGAGCGACGAAGAAUACAGCGAAGACGAAUACGUCUCCAGCGAGGGCGAAGGGGCGGAAGGUCGCGAUGUGGAACCGCAGGCGCAGCAGGCGGCACCCGUGCUCGGGCCGAAGGAGUGGGUGGGGCUGAGCUCCAUGCCUGCGGCGACGCAGCAGGCGUUGCUGGAGACGCUCGGGAAGCUGCGAGAGCGAAACGUGAACGAGAUGACGGUGAUUUUCAUCGGUAAACAGGGCGUGGGGAAGUCUUCGACGGUGAACACGCUGCUGAACGAGCGCGUGGCGCCAAGCUCGCCGUUUCAACCGGAAAAUGCGCGUCCGCUCUUGGCGGGACGCGUCGCGGCGGGCUUCACGCUCAACGUCUUGGAUACCCCGGGCUUACUCGACGGUGAUUCAAUCAGCGCGCGGGGGCUUAUGGCACUGCGCGCGGCGCUGAACGGUCGCAAGGUGGACGCUUUCAUCUUCACCGAUCGUUUGGACACGUGGAGAGUGGACAACUCGGACAGGGCGAUUUUCACCGCCUUGGCUGAAAACUUUGGCGCGGAGCUCUGGGAACGCACCGUCCUCGGUUUUUCGCACGCGCAAACGACGCCACCGGACGGUAAACCGUACGAAGAAUUUGUGAACGCGCGCGUGGAGCAGUACCGCAAGGCUAUCCGUCAGACUUUGGGCAUGCCCAACUUGACGCUUCCGUUUGCACUCAUUGAAAACGGUUCGCGUUGCAAGGCGAACGCUGCGGGGGAGAAGGUCGUCAACGAGCGACCGUGGUUGACGGACAUGGUAGGCACGAUGGUGGAAAUGGCAUGCGCGAAGGAAAGCUACGAGUACGAUCACAAGAAGGCUGGCAAGAAGCUUGAUCCGAACAACAAGUACAAGAUUUGGAUGCUUCCGCUCUUCCUCUUCCAGGCGUUUGUUCUGCGACCGCUCAUGAUUGGUCAGAUCAGGCGCGACAUCAGAAAAUCGGAUGAGGACAAAAAGAAGAAGAGUGCCCGUCCUGCCCCGAAGAAGUGA